AUGCGGAUCAGGUACGUGCGCGGAAAUGCUGACGCGCGUUGGUUCCUGAAUUUAGUGCUCCAUGAUCAGCUCCUAGCGGCCCAUCAGCACCUAUCGCAUCCGCAGCAACCGCGUCCACAGCCGUCUGCCGCGCAGCCACCGCACAUGCAGCCCAAUACGACAAGCCCUCGUGACCAGAACAACAUUGAUCCCGCGAUAUCAGGUGCUGCGAUGCUCAGCGGCCCGCCGCAAACGCCUCCGCAGCCGGAGCCUACGGGCCAAGAGAGCCCGAAGACAUACGGCAAGCGACCGUUGUCGACCUCCAAGCGCGCAGCGCAGAACCGCGCUGCACAGCGAGCAUUCCGCCAGCGGAAAGAAAGUUACAUUCGCAAAUUGGAGGAGCAGGUGAAGGAGUUCGAUACCAUGUCGGAGGCUUUCAAGGCGCUACAGGCGGAGAACUAUCAGUUGCGCGAGUACAUCAUCAAUCUCCAGUCGCGACUUCUGGAAUCCCAAGGCGAGGUGCCCGAGCUCCCAGGAAACAUCGACCUGAGCCAGCCACGAACCGACUUGAAUGUACCGCAACCCGGUGCUGGGUCUGCGACGACGUCUUCAUCAGUGCCAGCGCCGCCCUCGGCAGCUCAACAACCGCAGCCGCCUCAAGGUACUGCAUCCAACGAUGACAUGAACUCUCUGAACCGGAUAGCCGUGGCCGGCUUGGGGAUGCGCAAGCAUCCCAACGACGAGGCUAACUACCUUGGCAAUACCUUUGCGAGCCGUCGGACGCGCCCUGAUGAGACUCAAGCUGAGUCGGAAGUGACAAAGACGGAGCCACCCACACAUGGGCUUCCUAUGGUCUCAUGA
Molecule: messenger RNA, 840 nt
Organism: Aspergillus bombycis
Lineage: Eukaryota; Fungi; Ascomycota; Eurotiomycetes; Eurotiales; Aspergillaceae
Product: transcription factor kapC
Exons: 3
Coding region: 1-840 (279 amino acids)
Cellular component (GO): RNA polymerase II transcription regulator complex
Molecular function (GO): DNA-binding transcription activator activity, RNA polymerase II-specific; transcription cis-regulatory region binding
Source: RefSeq, a predicted model, not a curated record